Messenger RNA from Notechis scutatus (mainland tiger snake), 2559 nucleotides. RefSeq names its product vomeronasal type-2 receptor 26-like. Gene Ontology annotation, molecular function: G protein-coupled receptor activity. The record is from RefSeq and is a predicted model, not a curated record. Gene Ontology annotation, cellular component: plasma membrane. Lineage: Eukaryota; Metazoa; Chordata; Lepidosauria; Squamata; Elapidae. Gene Ontology annotation, biological process: G protein-coupled receptor signaling pathway.
AUGUCAAUGAAGGAACAGACACUUUGGAAGAAGGCAGGAGAUUUUUCAGAUAAAGUGAUAUUUUUUGUGGCCCUAAUGAUAGCUAUACAGACUCUACCUCAUACCUUAAAUAAGGUUUCUAUUGCUAAGUGUCCUGUUGGUAAGCCUCUUUUUAUUCUCCACAAGUAUUACCAGCCAGGAGAUUUCAUCAUUGCAGGCAUUUUCUCUCAGAUCUACAUUUUUUCAAGUCCAAUCAGCUUUCAGAAACCACCUUCUGAGGAAGGUUUUGAUGAUCUUGUUCAUUUCUUUGCAAGAUGGACCUAUCUUGCCUCAAUGGAAUUACUAUCUACAAAGGACAAAUUCAUCCCGAACUACAAAUGUGAUAUUCACAAUAACAUUUUGGGAGUCAUUGGGGGACCUAAUUCUCAAGUUUGUCUUCACAUGACAAAUAUCCUGAGUACUUACAAAGUACCACAGAUCAUUUACGGGUCAUCUCCAAUAAUAGAAGACAAAACAAAAGAAGAUUUCUUCCAUCAGAUGUUUCCAAAUGGGACCCAUCAAUAUAUGGGAAUCCUAGAAUUGCUGAUGCAUUUCAAGUGGACCUGGAUUGGUGUAGUAGCAUAUAAUGAUGGCAAUGGAGAAAUAUUUAAGCAGAAUAUACUUCCCAUUUAUUCUCAGCAUGGCAUUUGUGUGGACUUCUUAGAAACAAUGCCCAAAAUGUCCUUUUCAGGUGAUGUUGCUGAAGCAGCAGUGGAAUGGUUUUCAACUUCAUGUCUUGUCACAGGAAGUACUGCCAAUACUGUUAUUAUACAAGGUGAACUGCAUACUAUUAGUGUAUUAAGAUCAAUUUUCCACUUUGCACAGUUCUAUGAUAUAGCAGUUGAAAGCCGAGUGUGGAUCAUGACAGCCCAGAUGGAUUUUGCUUCUCCUGGUUUUCUAAAAGAAUGGGACAUACAUUGCCUCCAUGGAGCUCUGUCCUUUGCAAUUCACACAAAUUAUCCUAGAGGAUUCCAGAAGUUUCUGCAGAAAAGAAAUCCUGUUUCAGAAAAUAGGGAUGACUUUAUCAGAGUCUUGUGGAAAGAUGCAUUUAAUUGUGAUUUCUCAAAUUCCCCUCUAGAAGAGAAAGAUGAGGAGAUCUGCACUGGGGAGGAAAAGUUGGAGAAUCUACCUGUGACCCUCUUUGACACAAGCAUGUCUGGUCACAGUUAUAGCAUCUACAAUGCAGUAUACAUUAUGGCUCAUGCUUUGCAAGAAAUAACUUCAUCCAAGACAAAACAGAGAGCGAAGUUGAAAGAGAGAGCACAAGAUCGAUUAAAUCAGGAGCCAUGGCAGUUCCACAGGUUUAUAAGAAGUACUUUCUUUAAAAACAAUGCUGGUGAAAAUAUUUCCUUUGAUAACAAGGGACAUAUAAUUGCUGGAUUCGAUAUUUUCAACUGGGUCACAUAUUCAAAUAACACAUUCACAAAAAUCAAAGUUGGAUGGAUAGACCCAGACCCUUCCUCUUCUAAAUCACUCCGCAUUGAUGAUGAUUCUAUUAAAUGGCCCACAAGAUUUUAUCAGAAAAGACCACAUUCCAUGUGUAAUGACUAUUGUGCUUCAGGUUCAAGUAGGAGUGAAAUUGAAGGAAAGCCAUUUUGCUGCUAUAAGUGCAUACCAUGUCCAGAAGGGAAGAUGGCAAGUGAGAAAGAUAUGGAUGAUUGCAUAUUAUGCCCAGAAGGACAAUAUCCAAACAACAACCAUGAUUCAUGCCUUCCAAAGCGCAUAGUUUUUCUGUCAUAUGAAGACCCUUUAGGGACCAGUUUGGCCACUACUGCAAUUGUCUUUGCUUGCAUUGCCACUGCAGUGCUUGGGAUCUUCAUCAAAUACCAGGACACUCCCAUAGUCAAGGCCAACAACCGGAACAUCACCUACCUUCUUCUCAUCUCCCUUGUGCUCUCAUUCCUUUGCAGUUUAUUAUUCAUUGGAAAGCCAAAAAUGGUGACCUGCCUUUUGCGACAAACUGCUUUUGGGAUUGUCUUCUCAGUAGCCAUUUCGUGUAUAUUGGCCAAAACCAUCAUUGUGAUUUUAGCUUUCAUGGCUUCAGUGCCAGGAUCCAGGUUGAGGAGAUGGCUGGGCAAACGAUUAGAUAAUUACAUUGUUGUUUCCUGUUUCUUCAUUCAAGUUGUUAUUUGCAUUGUAUGGCUUGUAAUCUCACCCCCAUACUCAGAUGCUGAUAUGAACCUAGUGUCAGAUGAAAUCAUUCUGGGAUGUAACGAAGGCUCUACUGUCAUGUUUUACUGUGUCUUAUUCUACCUGCUUUUCCUUGCCAUUGUUGGCUUCAGUGUGGCUUUCCAAGCACGGCAUUUACCAGACAGUUUUAAUGAGACAAAGUUUAUCUCCUUUAGCCUGUUGUGUUUUUGCAGUGUCUGGUUGUCCUUUUUCCCAACCUAUCUGAGUACCAAGGGGAAAUACAUGGUGGCUGUGGAGAUCUUUUCUAUUCUCUCUUCCAGUGCAGGGUUACUGGGUUGCAUCUUUCUCCCCAAAUGCUUUGUUAUUCUACUAAGGCCGGAUCUGAAUGAUAAAAAGCAGUUAAUGAGAUAA